Messenger RNA from Colletotrichum higginsianum IMI 349063, 6279 nucleotides. Its product is annotated as Heat repeat protein. Gene Ontology annotation, biological process: retrograde transport, endosome to Golgi; intracellular protein localization; endocytosis. The transcript is spliced from 2 exons. The record is from RefSeq and is a predicted model, not a curated record. The coding region runs from base 1 to 6279 and encodes 2092 amino acids. Lineage: Eukaryota; Fungi; Ascomycota; Sordariomycetes; Glomerellales; Glomerellaceae. Gene Ontology annotation, cellular component: endocytic vesicle; membrane; Golgi apparatus.
AUGUCGUCGACGGGAGGCCCCAAUGGCUCCAACGGGGACCAGGCGCAAGCAGCAGCAGCAGCCUCGCCCAGGCCAUCGACAGCUGCAUCUGGACCACCGCCAUCACAGCCACCUCCAGCAACAGCUUCCCCCUCCGCCGCAGCGGACUCGGCAGCGACAUCCACCCCCGAGCUCGACGUCCCCAAGCUCCAAUCCCUCCCCGCCGAACAACAGGAGCUCUUCCUCCUGACAUUCGUCACCACCCUGUCCAAGCACGUCCUCAGCCUGCCUGCCGAUGACUGCACCGCCCAGCAGUUCUACCUCAAGAAGGAGAUCUUCCAGAUCAUCAAUCUUCCCUCGCCGCAGCCGAGCCGCGUAGUCAGGAACAACCUCGGCAAGUGUCUCGCUCACAUCUUCGCCCACGGCGACAGGAAGCUCCUCUUCGAGACCAUCAACGACCUCAUCUCCAUCAUCUCGGGCGCCAAAUCCAAGGCCGAUGCCGGACCCCGCACGAAGCACGCCGCCGUCGCCUGCUUGGGCGACGUGUAUGCCUCCGCCGGCGACAGCGCCAUCGGCCUGCACCAGCUGGCCUGCGUCACGCUCGUCAAGCUGCUCAAGUCGUCCUCCAACAAUGCGGGUCUCCGCGCCGCUGUCUUCGGGUCCCUGGGCAAGAUCGUCAAGAUGGUGGAGGGAAGCGUGGACGAGAACAUCGCCAGGGACAUUUUCAAACAAUCGCGCAGCUACGCCACGAGCGACAAGGGCUCGCUCGUCGUCGUGUCGGCGUGUCGGUGUUUGAGAACCCUAGUCCGACACACGGCAUACUUUGAAAACUCGAGCGACUUUGAGAAGCUCCAGGCCGUCAUAUUCAAGGUCAUGGACUCGAGCUCGUCGCAGGUGAGGCAUGCCGCUGCGGAAGCGUUGGCCGAGGCCAUGAUACGGGGUUAUUCCGAAACUGGCGUCGCCGAGGGAGCUCCGGUGUCUUCCAAGGCAUCGAGGAGGUUCUCAAAGAAACCCCCCAAGCGUACCGGGACACAGGCCAGCAUGGUCGCGGACGAGGACGAGCUGCCCACUUCGCGGCCCGGCAGCCCCGCCCCAGGCGGAAAGAGGACGCAGGACCUUGCGCUCUCGCUCACCGAGAUCCUCAAGGUUCUGUCGACGCAGUAUGCCAAGAUGCCGACGUCCAACAAGGCGAGGGCGGCCAUUGGUGUCUGCUACGGCAAGGUCCUCAGGAAACUCGGCGAGAAGACGGUCGAGACGAACUACCUCAGGAUCCUCGAAAAUUUGACCAUCGACCUGUUGGGACAGCCCAACAUCGCCAACAACCGGUAUCGUCUUCUCAUAUCGAGGCGCAUCGUCGAUACGAUCCUCCAGGACAUCGUCGGCCAGAAGAUCCUUGGCGAGUCUGGUCAGACGUCAGCGGCCAAGUCGAUCAUCAACGACAUACUUAAGAACUACCCUCAAGCUUUGACCGAACGCCCGGAGCCGUCAAAAAGCACUCUGAUUGCGGCUCUCGGCGCUGUGGCGUCACUCAUAAACAACCUUGGUUCUGCGGCGAACAACUUUGCAGAGUCCUGCAGAGACGGUCUUCUCCAGGUCCUCCAGCACCCCAGCUACUCAGUCCAGGUCCACGCUUCGGCAUGCAUGAAGGCGUUCGUGCUGGCAUGUCCGCAGCAGCUCCUGCCCUGCUUGUCUGUGUGCAUGAACAGCCUAAGCCGCGAGUUGUCUCUGCUCACGAGCGGAAGAAACUCCCCGCGACGAUGUGUGGGAUUUGCUCAUGGUCUGGCGGCAACGCUGAGCGCCAGUCCUGCGCGGCCUUUACAUGGAUCCGUCGACAUUAACAGCCGUGUCUUGACUAUGGCCACGAACCUGCUGAAGUCGAGUGGGCAGUCUGAGCUGAGGGUCUCGAGCACCCAGAUCCAGGUCGCGUGGAUCUUGAUCGGGGGUCUCAUGUCCCUCGGGCCCAAUUUUGUCAAGAUUCAUCUGUCACAGCUCCUUCUGCUCUGGAAGAAUGCGCUGCCGAAGCCGUUGUCGAAAGAUAACACCGCCCACAGGAGCUUUCUGGAGGCAUCGUUUCUGACGCAUGUCAGGGAGUGUGCUCUGGGAUCCAUCCUGUCAUUUCUGCAGUUUAACAACCGGCUGUUGACGGUCGAUGUUUCCAAACGCAUAGCCACGAUGCUCCAAAACACAUCGGCAUUCCUGCGAACGCUGCCCUCGAAGAAGAUCACCGACGACGUAGCGCAGAGGCUGACGCCGGCGCUGCAGCUGCACGAUCUCGACAUGAUGGUCCAGCGCCGAGUUCUCCAGUGCUACAUCAAGCUGGUCAACUUGAGCCCGGCCGGCGGCAGCGAAGCCCUGCUCCAGUCCAACCUCCUCACGAUCGCCAUAUCGCUCUUCGCGGACCCGGAAAACUACUCUGCCAACUCCCUCAGCGCGUCCAUUGCGAACGCCGCAGCCACGUUCGAGACUGUCUGGGACGUGGGCGACAACUCGGGAUUCGGCAUCACCGGCCUGAUUUCCGGCUUCAAAAUCAAGGGCCUCCCUGGGCAGCAAGACAACUUGAUUGAAGGAACGCCGGUCGAAACGGACACCCCCGAAGAGGCGAUUGACAGGUUGCUGCUGUCGCCGGUUUGUGGCACCCUGGAACACGACGCAUCUCUGCUGUAUGUGGGCGACACGGCAUCGGAGCCGACGAACCCCGAUCCGCCGGCCACCGAGGUCAUCAACAUGGCCAUCCAGCUGUUUGCCUUUGUGUUUCCGCUCACGCCUGCCAAGGUACAGGAGAGCGUUCUCGAGCAGGUCAGGACGUUCAUGUCAGCCGGAACCCUGCUGAGAGACACCGGGAGGAAGGCAGCCAUCAACGUCAACGUCUCUGUCGCGAUUCUGUCGACGCUGCGUGUGGCCGUCAAGGAGACCCAGUCGUCUCCCGGCAACGUUACCAACCUUGCAGUGGAGAGGCUCCUCCAGGACAUGCUACGAGACUUCGUCAUCGACGGGGAUCAGUAUGUCCGGAGUGUUGCUUAUGCAGCUGUUGCGAGACUUUGCAACGCUUGCGGCAACGCCUUCACCAACCACGAAAUCAAGUACCUCGUCGACACCAUCGUCAGCAAUCGCGAGCCGAGUGCUCGCGCGGGAUGUGCCAUGGCACUGGGAUCCAUUCAAACGAAGGUUGGUGGCAUGGCGGCGGGUUACCAUUUGAAGACAAUCCUCGGCAUCCUCAUGUCCCUGUGCAACGAUCCCCACCCCACUGUCCACUUCUGGGCGUUGGAGGCACUGGCCCUGGCAUCGGACGCUGCCGGGCUGAGUUUCGCCUCAUACGUGCCCAGCACGCUUGGAAUGCUCGCGCAGCUCUACGUCUCCGACACGCACCACCCGGAGAUAUCGUCCGCCAUCACCAUGAACCUCGAGAUGGAGCUGUCUACGCCGGCAGCCAUCACUCGAUGCGUCGACUCCCUCAUCAACGUGCUUGGCCCCGACCUGCAGGACUCCACCAAAUCGCGGGAGCUCAUCCUCAACCUCGUUAAUCAGCUCCAAGAGGAGGACGACUUGCUCGUGCAACGGGCCACUCUGAGCUGUCUCGAACACCUGUCGCUGUACGCCCCCGGCUAUAUGAACUUUGAGGAGUACGUCAGGUUGCUCCAAAGGUACCUCAGGUCAGAGUACCCAAUCCUGCGGGACGUUGCCGUCGACGGUCUCUACAACAUCAUGAAGAGAGACCCGAACGAUGUGAUCAAAGCCGCGGAGCAGGGACUCGAGGACCACCUGUGGCUGGUGUUGGAUACCGCGCCAACGCACGACGGCAUUAGGAACAUCAUCAGAAACUGGAUGCGCCAGACGUGUCUCGCGGACACGGGACUCUGGCUUCAGAGGUUCCAAAACGUGCUGAAAAUGACCAGGGCCAAGGCCAAGGAGGAGUCGGACACCGGUAUCAAGAAGUCGGGCGGCAUGCCGGAUCUGCAGGACGAGGAAGUCGCCGGCUUUGCUGGCACCGCCAAGGACGACCAAGACAACAAGGCCGCGUCCGAGGUCGAGCCUCUUCGAUGGCAGGUGACGACCUUCGCGAUCGGCUGCAUCAGCGACAUGUUUGUCCUGAUUGCAAAGGAUGUGAUGACGAACGGCGAGUCCGCCGCCCAGCUGGCGCUCCAGAACAAGAUUGGCGAUGUUGUCCGCAUGGCCUUCUCCGCAUCCACGUCAAGUGUACUGGAGCUGCGCGUCUGGGGUCUCAAGAUCAUCGGAGCAGUCCUCAAGAUGUUCGGAAGGACGCCGGACCCGGACUUUGAAGAAGCCAUGCUCCUGGAGCAGUACCAGGCCCAGAUCAGCUCGGCGCUCACGCCCGCCUUCGCCGCAGACUCGUCGCCUGAGUUGGCCUCUGAAGCCGUCAACGUCUGCGCUGGCUUCAUCUCGACAGGUAUAGUCACGGAUGUCGACAGAAUGGGGCGCAUCCUCAAGACGCUGGUAUCCGCGCUCGAGAACUUCUCCAAAGAACACGAGAACGCCGGUAUCGGUGACCUCAAGGGUCUUAGCUCCAACGCUCAAGUCAUGGUCAAGAUGUCGGUUUUCUCGGCAUGGGCGGAGCUUCAAGUUGCCAGCUCCGAGCAGAAGUACCUUCUCGACGUGUUGAAGCCGCAUAUUGGAACGCUGACGCCGCUGUGGCUCGAGUCUCUUCGCGAGUUUGCCCGCCUGCGCUUCGAGCCCGACAUAUCGAUGACGCUGGGACCCCCGUCGCUGUCUGGCAGUCUCGACACCAUCUACGCGGCCCUGAAUCGAGAGACUCUGCUCAAGUUCUACCAAGAGUCGUGGCUCAAGCUCGUCGACGCCAUUGCCAGCUUGAUCGAGCAGGACAGCGAGUUCGUCUUUGAUGCUUUGGACGGAAAGGAGUCGGAGGGAAUCAACACCAACGGCCACACCAAGGGGCCCGACAUCAACUACCGCGACGAACCUGUCGCAUUCUUCUUCGUCCUGUUCGGUAUCGCCUUCGAGGCCCUGGCCACGCGUCCUGGCCAGAGUGACUCGCUGGCUACCCAAGAGCAGAACUUGGCCAUCCUGCAGGCUCUCAAGAAGAUCCUUCACCCCAGUGUGUCAGGCCAUGCCAUCUACAGAGAGGCCAUCUUCUCGGAGACGAUGGACCUCCUCGACCGGCUGGUGUUGACCGAGGGUCUCGACGUCCAGGGCGUCAUUGUCGAGAUUGCGAGGGCGCUGUGCGUCUCACACCCGUCCGCACGCAAGAAAGACUCCGGCGACGACGGCGACCUGUCCGACGACAUCGACCAGCUGUUCGAGCUCACGCGCAUCAUCGUGCUAGUGCUCGCGGGACUCCUGCCCAACCUCGCUGAAGCGAACCAGCCCGUCCGCCAUCAGAUGACGGAGGAGGCCGUGCUGCUGAUCCGCUCGUCGCUGAAUGCGCUCGUCGACGCCGCCGAGGUCUUCCCGUCCAUCAUCAAGACCGAUCUCCACGCCUGCAUCAUCCACAUUCUGGCCACCAUCCUCGCGACCCCAGGGUGCCAGGAGGUCAUCGUCCCACAGUCCCUGCCCACGCUCAAGCGCUUCGUCGGGAGCAUGACCAAGUCACGCAGAGCAGGCGGCGGCGGCGAGGACGGCAAAAGCCCGUCGCCCACGGAUGUCCAGCUGCAGGGUUGCCUGCGCCGGUUUCUGUCCAUCUACCUCAACGGCCAGAAGCGCGAGGUGCCGACGUCCCUCACCUGCGUCAAAAACUGUCUGCUGGCGAGCACCAUCCUGUUUACGGGCGGCACGAACCACCUGGCGGCGAACGAUCCGCUGGUGGCGAGAUACCUCGACGAGGUGGUCGAUUGCCUCACGGACCGCAUGACGGCCAAGAUCGCAGCAAACUGCAUCAGGUCUCUUAUCCUGCAAGCCAACCCGACACCCGCAGACCAUACCAUCGCGCGCUACCUCCUCCCGCGCCUCAUCGCCUUUGUCGCCAACACGGCGCCGGAGGAUCCGGAGAACGCGCGGUCCAUGAUUGCGCAUUCGCUCAGCCAGUACGUGGGCGUCGUGCCGCGAGACCGCGUCCCCGUCGCCAUGGCGCUCGUGCUGCCCACCCUCUUGGCGCGCGCGUCGUCCGAGGGCGAGGACUGCUACCGUGACACGUCGGCGAGGCUGCUGGAGCUCGCGGCGGUCGACCAGAACGCGUUCCGCAGCAUCGUCGCCGGGUUGAACGACGGGCAGAGGGCGUUCCUCGAAGAGGUGAUCCGGUGGGGCCGGCAGCAGGGGCCGGCGGAGCAGACGGCCGGCGGGGCUUCGGGCCAGCCGAGCAUUGAGUUGAAGAUGAACUUUGGGGGCUGA